AACAAACUCAUUGGCAAAAGCUGGUACUUUGGCCGGAUGAAACGGUACAAGGCAAACCAGGAGCUCACAAAAAGAGGGGCAGUCGGAGACUUCCUGAUUCGAAACAGCGAGUCAUCAUUGGAUCCAGACCAGUCCCACUCUGGGUCCCAGCCUCACUGGUUCCACACCCUGCAGGUCAGGCGGUUCCGAGUGCAGCGAGGACGCAGCAACAGCGACCCACUGGGAGGGAAUACCUGUGAGGACCAUUUUACCUGGAAACCAGGUCUCCAGUUUGGAGCAGCUCAUUCUUACCUGAGUCUGGAAAAACUGGGUGAGGGAGCGUACGCCUCCGUCUACAAAGGAAUCAGUAGGAUAAACGGACAGCUGGUGGCUCUGAAGGUGAUCCGUAUGAAGACAGAGGAGGGCAUCCCGUUCACUGCCAUCAGAGAAGCGUCUCUGCUCAAAGGUCUAAAACACGCCAACAUCGUCGUCCUCCAUGACAUCAUUCACACCCGAGAGUCUCUGACCUUCGUCUUUGAAUACGUGCAGACAGACCUGGCCCAGUAUCUAAGACAGCACCCCGGAGGACUGCACUCACACAACGUCCGGCUCUUCAUGUUCCAGCUGCUGCGAGCUCUCUGCUACAUCCACAGCCGGAGGAUCCUCCACAGAGACCUGAAGCCUCACAACCUGCUCAUCAGCUACCUGGGAGAACUGAAGAUGGCAGACUUUGGUCUGGCUCGGUCCAAGUCCAUCCCCAGUCAGACCUUCUCCUCCGAGGUGGUGACGCUGUGGUACCGCCCCCCCGACGUCCUGCUGGGCUCCACAGAUUACUCCACCGCUCUGGACAUGUGGGGAGCAGGCUGUAUCUUCGUAGAGAUGCUGCAGGGGACUCCAGCGUUCCCGGGAGUCACUGAUGUCUUCGAACAACUACAGAAGAUCUGGACAGUCCUGGGCGUCCCCUCUGAAGACAGCUGGCCUGGAAUCAGCCAGCUGCCCAAUUAUAAACCAGAGUGGUUCCUCCACUCCAAACCCAAACAGCUCAGGACCGUUUGGAAAAGGUUGGAACAGCUGCCCUAUAAGACCGAGGACCUGAUCCAGAGGAUGUUGAAGGUGGUCCCUACAGACCGGAUCUCAGCACAGGAGUCCAUGCAGCACCCGUACUUCAGCACGCUGCCUCCACCCAUCAUGCACCUGAGAGACACAGUGUCCAUUUUCAAGGUGCCCGGCGUUCGUCUGGAGACAGAGGUCAGAGACAUCUUCAACCCUGGAAGGAGGGUCAGGCCCUCCCUGCUGCCCACUGCCAAGUGCUGGUGAACAAACCCUCCAACCAUCAACAUGCAAGGCAACUAAAGGGGUGAACGAACCCUCUGACCAUCAACCCGAUGAGACGAUCGAAGGGGUGAACAAAUCUUCUGAUUAUCAACUCGCAGGACAAUCAAAGGCAUGAUCAAACCAUUUGACCAUCAACCUGUAAGAUCACUGAAGGGGUAAACAAACCCUUACGUCAUAAACCUGAAAGACGAUAGAAGGGGUGAACAAACCUACUAUUUCAUGUUCAUUGUUCAUUCUCAUAAUUGUUUAAUAAUUGAUAAAUAUGUAUUUGUAUUUGUAAUUGAAUUCUAUUUAUAAGAAUAAUAAUACGUAUUAUUAUUAUUAUUAUUAUUAUUAUUAUCAUUAAUAUUUUCAAUCAUUUUGUUAAAUUAGCAUUGUUAGCAUUUGUUAGGAUUUCUUAGCAUUGUUAGCAGAUUUGAUCACUUGUUAGCAUUAGGAAGCAUUUGUUAGCUUUGUGUUUCCUUCCACUGUUGAACGCCGAGUUAAACAACGACAGAAUGAAGUCGUGAUCUUUCACAGUGAAACACUGUUGAUAGAAAAAAGCAUUAAAAACUAAAAAACUUAACUUUUCAUGAACAUAAUUUCUUGUUUGUCACAGAGUGAAUUUUGGACUUUCGGUUGACUUUUGACCUUUUAAUGCCGGAACCAAGAGACGUUUUCUAAAGGGAGUCUGGUGCUACUGUGAAGACUCGAAUCACAAACAGAUCCGAAGUAAAAAGUUGAUCAAUACCGCAGAGGAGGUCUUGUUUUUCACUUUGUUUGUUUGUUUGCUGGAUUAAUUAUUCUUUGCGCGGCGUUUGGGGAGUUCAACUUUAUUCCAGUUUCAAAUUUUUAUGAUAAUUAGUUUUGUUUGCAACGGAAUCGCUUUGUUCGUGCUCGUUUCACCGCCGCUCUCUUUGUUCUCGUGUUUGUUUUUGUUCGUGUCAAACUGAUUGAAUUUAUACGAUUCAAAUUUAUUUUUUGUUCGAUUUGACAAACUUCGCUAACAACAAAAUGUUGUUUGUUGUAAUUUGACUGACAAGAAAUGGGAACUUUGAUUUAUCGGAGAGAUAAAAGAGAAAGUCCGAGGUGUUUGUGCAUAAUUAAGUCUGUUUGUGUAUCAGCGUACGACUGAUGAGAAAAUGUAUUCAC
Molecule: messenger RNA, 2445 nt
Organism: Centropristis striata (black sea bass)
Lineage: Eukaryota; Metazoa; Chordata; Actinopteri; Perciformes; Serranidae
Gene: cdk15
Product: cyclin-dependent kinase 15
Biological process (GO): protein phosphorylation
Cellular component (GO): cytosol; nucleus; cytoplasm
Molecular function (GO): cyclin binding; ATP binding; cyclin-dependent protein serine/threonine kinase activity
Source: RefSeq, a predicted model, not a curated record